UUUUGAAGGAGAGGUAUAUCAUCAUAGAAUAGGACCAACAUCUGGAAAUCAUGUUAUGUUAGAGGUAUACCAUAUAAAAAGUUGUCUAUGUAGAAUUAUAUUGAAAACAACUGAAGUUUAAUGGUAUAAUGGUCAAACAGGUCAAUGGAAAUUAUUACAUAUUUAACUAAAAAUAGACAUUUUUAAAUGUCUUAAAAGAAAUAGAAACACUUUCCGUGUUUCGAUACUCGAAAUAAAGUGGGAAAACUUUCCACUGCUAUUAACGAGCUUAAGCAAGCGACGUUUUUGACAACACGGACGUCAGAUCGCCGAGAUGGACUGGAUUAAAAUGUUUAAUUUAACCAGUUUAUGGUAACCUUCAACACAUAUAUAUGAGUAAUAUGACAGAACUUAACUAGGUUUUUAAAGUUUUUUUCUUCCUUAUAUACGAGGGCUAUGAUGCAAAAUGCCGCCAAAAUGAAACGCGUGUUGACAAAAACGUCGCUUGCUUCAGCUCACUAUUUCUCGUUCUGUAGCUGUAUAGAAACAUUUAUCGAUUAAUUUACAAAUUCCCAUUACCUAUAUAGCAUAAAGUCCACCCCAGGUUGCCAUUUGCUCAUCAAUUUCACCACCAGCACUGCAAAAAACCUGCGUAUUUUGGUUCAAAAAACUUGAGUUGAAUAAUGUACCCAUAGUAACUCAAAUUUAUGAGCAAAUUUAUUUCUUUUUUUGUAAAAGUGAAUCAUUACUCAAAAAAUGAGUAAAUUUGCUCAUAAAUGUUGUCAAGUUUUCGGUCAAAAUACUAAAGGUCUUUUUGCAGUGAAAUAUUCAGGUUCUGCUGCGUUAAUUGAGCUGGGGAUUGCCUUAAUUUCUUCAGUCUAUGGAUCCUUAAUUUUGUUUUCAAAACUGCAUAUUAUUACACAAUUUUCCGUGCUUCCAUGCAGUUAUUAUUAUACGCUUCUCAACGUACACGCGUACUAUAAAAUUAUAUUAUAAAAAAAGAAAACAUUUUCAGACAUUCAUUUUUGGAUCAUUUACGUGAACGUAAAAUUAUUACGAAUAUAUAAUGUCAGGAACUUUUCUUGCAUUUACCUUUUAUAUAUCUAAAGUAUUAUUGUGUUUAUACUAUCCAAUUCAAUCAUUGUACCACAUGCAGGCAUAUUAAUAUUAUGUGAAAUCUCAUACAUAUCACACACACAUGCGUUUUUGGCUUUAAAUAUGUUUUGAGUACAAAAUUUAUAGUAAUAAAAACAUUUUUGUUUAUUUUAGUCAACCCAGAAAGAAUUUCAAUCAUUGGAACAAUUGGUCCAACAUUACAUGACACCUACUGAAGAAUUCAUGUACCCACUUACUGUGGCUAUUUACCCAUCUUGUAAGUAUACACUAUACAAAUUAUUCAAUGAAAUCAAUAAUUAUACAGAAAAUACUAUAUAGCUAUAGUAAAACAGCCGAUGUGAAUAACACAGCAUGAGCUCCACCUUUGAAUGCACUAUAUGAGUAAAUUGUUAAACACGUCCGAAUUUAUCAUUAUGAUAAAUUCGCGGCACCUAACCCCUAACACUAACCCCAACUCUAACCACUAGCCCCUAACCCCUAACCACUAACACCUAACCCUAAUCCAGUUAAAUUGUUUGAAAAUCUAACUUUUUAAACUUUUUUAAACUUUUUUUUUUGAAAAUCUUGAAAAUUUAUAUAUAUAUAUAUAUAUAUAUAUAUAUAUAUAUAUAUAUAUAUAUAUAUAUAUAUAUAUAUAUAUAUAUAUAUAUAUAUAUAUAUAUAUAUACUCAUGAGUCCCCGAGGGAGGAUCGAACCCGAUCGAGACUUCUUAGACUCUAGAUAAGCGCGCUAACCAACUAUAUUUGCCGUUUUGAAAUAAUUCUCAGUGGUUCAACAGCUGAAUGAUAACAGUCAAAACUGGAAAUCGAGUAUCCCUUCUUCAUCAUCAUCGCUGUAUGUCGACCGGAAACAGCUAGGUCCAAUCCUGCGUACACAGAUUCCAAAACCAAUUGUUUCUCCAAAGCCAGUCAUGAAGGCUCCAGUUGCUGCUAUGCCAAGUUCACCACCAAUGCCAUCACCAUUACCAUCACCAUCUUCGUCCACUGGUGAUGACGGUUGGUAUAAAUUAUGUAAUAGACAUACUGUAGGUUUGGAAAUUUAUUACCUUUGAUUUGUAGUCAGCUUGUAUAUUCCGUACAGUUCUCGGAUACAACAUUUGUUCUUGGCGUUGCUCGUUUCUAAUUCACAGCUUACAUUUUUAGUACAUAAAUUUUCACAAUAUUUGAUUUAUAUAAAAGCAUUUGCAUAAAUAAAGAAUUUGCAGAAUAAAGAAUUUUAUACCUUCGCAUGAUCCUUGAAUUUUAAAAAUAAUUUAAAUAAAAUAUUAUGGAAAAAGAUGAAAGUCUUGAAGAAUUAAACUUUACAUCUGAAAAAAGGGAUAUUGCAUGCCAUGAUCUGGCGUCCGCGUCCACAGCAGAUGAUAAGGUGAAUGUUAAGAUUCUAUAGCUACUUUUAGAGGGGGUGGGCGGUCAGCGUUAAGGUGCUAAAGUUUAUUUAGUAUAGGAAAUUACCCGGUUCGAGAAGUAUUUAGUGCGCGUGUUUGGCGAAAUAUUUAUAACAGAUAUACUGCGAGGGCGUAGCAAGAGCGGUAGUAUAAUUAUUUCGCCAAACACAAGUGUGAUUUUUCAUUAAUACUUUGAGAACAAGUGUAAUUUCGUAUUAAUAUUUUUUUUAGUCAAUUUUACCCUUGAUAUGAUAAUCACAAUAUUAUGGUGAAAGGGUUUGCUUCAUAGAGCCAGUGUUAAAGCGUUUAUUAAUUAGCCUAAAAUGAUAUUUUCAGUGUUGCAGUAUUUCGUGUAGAUUUCUCCAUUCACGAAAAAGUAUUGCCUUCCUGAAAGCAAUAAUGUUUUAUAGAUUACUGGCCAUCUCCACCACCGUCGAUAAGCACGAAACCGGUUGGACCAGCAGUUAAACCAAAGCCGCGUGCGAAAUCAGUACGGAGAACACGUAAGUUUAUUCACCAGGGGCCGGUUGUAUAAAACUCUUAUUUUUAAGACUAUAAUUUUUAACUAUACGUUUUGUAGUAAAGUAGUGGUUAACUUUAACCAUGUAGUUAAGUCGGUUGUAUAAAAAUGCAGUUAGCGUUAAUAACUGCAGUUAAAAAGUAGUUAAAGUUAACUAUGCUUUAGGAUAUUGUUAAUUUAACUUCUCAAAACGUAGUUAAAAAUGGCGCUUGUGCAGGAGUGAACAACAUUUUUCAGUAAAGCAAUAAUGAAAAGCGACGCUUACCUGGGAUUUUCAAUCGCUAUCUUCCCUGUGAAUGUUUUCUGACAAUGUAAAACUCUUCAGACGGUUUGCAUGUAGGGCCAUCUCGAGGAAAAACUGUUUUCUUCUUUGAUUUUUCCCUGUUUUCUUGUUUAUUUUUCACUAUUUUGAAUAAAAUUCCCGCCUAUUUGCAAAAUGCGAGUCCACCAUCACGUUAAAAAUGCUUGUCAGCAGUCGUUAAUCACGACUUACUUCAUGUUAUUUCGUGCUUAAACUCCACACGCAAGCCCCACGCACAGUUAACUAAGUGAUUAGUUAACUAUCCGACUAACUACGUUUUGUGCAACGCAGUUGCAAGUCAUGUAGUUAACUAACUAUACAGUUAAUGGAUUUAAGAUGAUUCAUCAGUAAUUGUUCUGGGAAUGAGAAUUUGCUAAACUUCCCAGGGGAGGGAAGUUUAUGAACAGUGAUACCCCAUAUAGCAACGGAAGUAAUUAGUAUGCAAAACGCAAUGACGUCACAACUGCGUCGCGUUACCAAGUUGCGUUACCAUUAGGUUGCGUUACAUGGUUACGUUACCGGUCACAGAAUUCAGUGACGUUACCAUACGUCACUUUAGGUUACGUUACCAAGUCGCGUUACCGAUUUACAUCACAAUAGAAUAACGUUACCAAGUCACGUUAUGUUAUCGGCGUGGCUUUGCGGACAUAAACUUGCACAAGAAUUUAGAUUUAAAACAUAAUAGCGAAUGCGACGCUUUACCAUUGCAAAUAAUAUAAAGUUUCUCAAAGAUAUAGCACGCUGCUUAGGUAACUUAACGAAAUGGGGUAAAACGAUGGUUUUACAAGCAUAUUUUCAAAAUAAAGUUUCAAAUAUAUAGUUUGUAUUGCUAGAAACAACUGCGUUAGAAAUAUCAAUAUUGUUAGGUCAUCCCCACACGUAAAACACAAAGGUUGAGGUGUAAUAAUGGAUUAAGGCAAUACGAAUUUUACAUAACACCAGACGAUACGUUGAGGAGGUGGACUUCUGUGCAUUCUCCAGGAGAGUUUUCACCCACACAGUCUUACCGCUUUGUGUACACCCAGCUAUGAUGCAAGUAAUGGGUGCUGCAUAACUGUAACUCCAUUCACCGUAAGUGCUUGUUGCCCAAGAUUACGAUUUCCAUACGCAAGGACAACCUUCUUGUGUCAUUUAUUCUGUUUGUUAUAUUAUAGUUCAUGAAUAUUAAGACUAUAAUCCUAAUUAAGACGCUAUAGUCAUGAUUAUCAAGACUAUUGUCAUGACUAUCAAGACUAUAAUCAUGACUAUCAAGACUAUACUCAUGACUCUUAAGACUAUAGUCAUGACUAUGAAGACUAUAGUCAUGAUUAUAAAAACCCUUAUUGAAUUCUGAUCGUUUAAUUGGCUGUUUAUGGUCACGUGAUAUUGAAUAGAAAAUCCAUUUCCCAAGAGUGCAAUGGAAUACGUUCCAUUGCACUCUUUGCGAGUGCAAUUGUACUAAACGUUUUAUUCCAUUACACUAUUUGUCUUUUCGAUAAAUUGCAUCCGUCAAAAACAUUCAGUUUCUGUUAUAUUUGUGUGUAUUUAUUUUAAUAUUAAAUGGUGUUUUAAUAAACUGUUCUUGAAAAAGCAAUAUUAGUCUAUUUUGGUAUUAUAUAAAACAAAUAAUGAAUGUUUUUAUUCGUGCAAUGGUGAGAGUUGAAUGGAACAUUCCAUCUUUCACCUCAUGAAAAUAUUCUUACCAUUGCACUCAUAAACAUUCAUUAUUUGUGUACAAUUAAAGCUAUAGUCAUGACUAUCAAGACUAUAGUCAUGACUAUUAAGACUAUAGUCAUGACUAUCAAGACUAUAGUCAUGACUAUUAAGACCAUACGACUCUGGCUCUGUGAUUACAAGCCUAUAUUCACUUCGCCUUCCGCUCAGUGAAUAUAGGCUUAUAAUCACCUCGCCUUCGGCGACUAAUUGUUAAAUAGUAUAAAUUUCCAGGUGUUUACAAAUAAUAAUCAACACAACUUUAUAAAAAUUCACUUCAAAUUUAUUAUUUUAAUUAAUAACAUUGUUAAAUAUGCAUAAGGAAGUACGUCACGGCCGAACAUGCGCGUGCGACUCAUCAUUUUUCGAAGCUUGUCGUCUUGUCAACAGUUCAAAUUACAAGUUAACAGUUGGCUCAAAUAUUGCCGUAUAAAUCAAACAGAAAUGUACUGUUAUUAAUAAAUCAUUGUCAACGAGUGUUCAUAUUUACAUUAAAUGUAAACUGGCAAUUGUUAAAUGACCCAGAUGGCACAAUUGACCCCGAAUUCAAGCCAAGCGACGUGAAAAAGUUUUCGAGUUCAGUCGACUGCAAAUUUUGGCAGGAUGAAGGCGUUGAUGUGUUUGAAAUUAGUGUUAAGAUCGUGGCAGAAUGCCCGUGUUUUUCUUUCGACAAAUCGAGAGAUUGGCUUCGAGAUUCUGGACUUCUGUCGCUGUGGAUAAAUUAUGUUAACGCCGUUGAUAUUUCCUUGAAUUGGCCAAUUGUUGGUCGUUCGCAAUAGCUUUCAAUGCUGGAAUCGCUCUUGUUCCCCGUGAUUGCUUUCAUUUGCCGAGUCUCGAUGUUGCUGCCGGACAAAACUGUCACGGUUGUCGCUCGUAAGGAAUGGUGGGUUAGAUAUGGUGUUAUUCCAGCCCUUUCGGUCAUCUUUCGCGGCAUAUUUUCGAGCGUGUUGUGGCCAACGUUACCGAAGCGUCGUACCAGACUUCGUGAACUUUUGGGUUGAAUUUCGCCGAGCUCUCGCUUUUUGGCCUUUGGAAUGACGCGGAAAUAUUUGGAUUAAGAUGAAUCAAGUAGGUUUUAAGGAUUUCGACAGGGCAACGUUUAGAACCGGGUUGCGAAAAUAUUUUGCCGUCGGAGUGAUCUUCGGAGCCAUCUAGACCUCCUGUGUGAUCUUUGCUCGUGAGAACAGCGCCGGGUUCGCUUCUGUUCAACUCAAAGCACUCUUGGCCGUCUGCGGUUUUGACUUGACGUAGCAUUGACUUCUUCAAUGAACUUUGAUUUUCUCUGCCACGUUUUCUGAAAUAGGUAGAAAUUUGAAACCAAGCCGUUUGAAGCAAAGCCCGAGGACUCUGUGUAUCGACAUCAGCAAGCUCGCGUUUUUCAUACAGCUUCUUGAUUAUGUCGGCUGUCAAACUGACUUUGUGUACUGUGGCUGCUAUCUUUCCAUUCUUCACGAGCUGCUUCAGGUAUGAACUAAGAGUUUUAUUUGCUUCGCUGAACAACACGGUGUCGCAUAUUGAAAAUCUUUUGUCGUAAGGCGGUGCUUUCAAGUGGCGAUCAAGCGCUGCUCUUAUGGACAACAAACUAGUUUUUUUUGUAGUAAUUUCCGUCUUGCUUUCUUGCUGAGACGUAAAACUUGGAAAGACACUAUUCAUUUCCUCAGUACUCAUGCAUUCAAAUGCUAUUGUAAAUUCAGCUUGGUCUUGAAACCACUCUAUUAAAUAAACGAAGUUUUUAUGUUUAUUUUCACAAUAAAUAGUUUGUUUACAUAAUUUGAAUCUCAGACACGGCUCUGUGUCGCGUUGCGACGAAGCCAGUUUUUUCCAAAUAAAAGCGCGUAAAGUUUAAUAUUUUACCUUGAAAUAUUUUUAAACCACAUUUUGUAGCUUGUUUGGGUUUUUCGGAAUGCUAUCUUCUUUAAUUUGGGCAAUUUCCUCUUCUGUUACUACGACAAAACGAGCAGCCAUUUUGAAAAGCAGCAAAAAGCUAUAGUCACUGACCAGUGACUAUAUCACUUCAGAGACAAUGAAUCUUGACCAAUCAGAAUGCAGGAAAAUCAAUAGUUACCUGGAAAUUUGUGCUAAUAAUACUAUAGUCAUGACUAUCAAGACUAUAGUCCUGACUAUUAAGACUAUAGUCAUGACUAUCAAGGCUAUAGUCAUGACUAUUAAGAUUAAGAUUAAUUAUGUACUUCUCAUCUAACUCAAUAGCAAGCUCUUCUUCUUGUGCAUCCGCUGAGCAAAUUCGAUGCUUGUGUCAUUGUAUAGAAAAAUUCACAUACUCUAAAGAAACGAAGGACAAACUCAGACAUUUCAAACAAGAUCUAGCUGAUUUAACGGACAGAAGUAGAAGUUUUAGAACGAAAAAGGAAAUUCUUGUUCGGCGAGGAAGUGGCGUUCUAGGAUUGGUACUUGGACCACUUUUAAAAGGCCUUGCAUUAGUAGAAAAUAAUUAGCAUUAAGGUCAUCUCCUCAUUCCAAUCAUGGAUAGCGACAGACUAUCAUCUCCUGAACAAUGGAGACUUAAAGACACUCUUAAAUAUCUACACGUUGAUGAUGAGCACGGAGCCAAAGAAAUCCUUCAUUCUAUUUUAACGUCUACGGGGAUUUUAACUUUGAAUGGAAAAGGAGAAAUCGUUUACUGAGGACAUAAUAUACGAGGAACUGACAUUGUAGACCUUCUGAAAUAUUGUGUGACGCCUUAUCAUCCAGAUAUUCCCAAACCAAAUGGAUUGAGCAUAUAGUUUACAAAAGGCCUUGCAGAAUUGGAAAUUGAUAAAAGCCUAUUCGUAAGUGGACGUGUCCUCACUGUGUUAGCCCACAAGUGGUCGCGUCAGAAUACACAAUCUGAGGAUGUUGCUGACACAACUUGCAACAGUUGUCACAAAAAUAUAUACAUCUCCCAUUUGAGUACAUGCACUGUAUGUGCAUGGACAGACUUUUACCCGAAUUGUAGGAGGUGCCACUCUAUCAUCUGUGAUUUUCGAGUGUCCAAAGGCGAUUUUACGCAUGUACUUACCAGCUAUCCACAUUGUCGCUGAUAUGAAAUUAUGGAUGUCAGAACGGAUGAAAGACAAUCUUUUGACCAUAAAAUAGGUGAACAAAGUGAUAUUUGAUUAGUUCACUGUGCAAAGUUAAACUGAAUACAUCAUGCCCUCCAUUCAAACAUGCUAUCCCUCUAUUCAAACAAGGUGCUAAAGUUGUUGGCAAAAGAGCAUUACAAGCUGCAACAGAAGUCGAUCAAAAUGUACUCCAAGGAAGAGAAUCUGUAAAGACUCACGGAGGAGAGGUUGUUAAAGACUUUACCGAACAAGGAGCAAAGUCCCUACUACAUCAGGUAGGGCGCGGAAGCAAGAGAAGGCAAGGCCAACGUAGUAAUUUAUCAACUGGAAAGAGGCUAAAACUGUGUCUCAUAUAGCAGUCCCAAGACGUACCAAAUGGAUUACGGAAUUAAGAUGAAAGCAGCCACGACGAUGAAUCGGAUAGCGAAACUUCUCAAACAAGUGACGAUAUAUAUUAAAAGCAUAAUUUUGUGUCACCUUGUAAAGUUUCACAGCAUACCCCAAAAUUAUAAAUAUUCAAAACAAAUUAGUCACAAUCUUUGAAAGAGUUGCAGAAACAGGUCAUAGGGAUCGUCGAUAUGGACAGGCGUUACGCUCUUAGAAGUAGACCGCACUAAAUUUUGUAAAACGUUUUGAAGAAAUAAAUGUGUUUUAAAUCUAAAUUCUUGUGGAAACUUUUGCCCGCAAAGUCACGCUCCCGAUUAAGGUCUACGCCCGCAUAAUAAAUCUAUAAAUAUUGACUGUUCGCGUGAACAUGCCCACGGCCGCCCGUAAUAAUAUCCAUUUAUAUUCAUUAAGAUCCUAUUGGUUAUGCAAAUUCGUAUUGCCUUAAUCCCUUAAUUACCUCAACUUUUGUGCUUUACGUGUUGGGAUCACUUGACAAUGCUGCCAUCAGAAUAUUUAUAUUUCUAACGCAGUUGUUUCUAGCAAUACAAACUAUAUAUUUGAAAACCAUCGUUUUACGCCAUUUCGUUUAAAUUUACAUAAGCAGCGUGCUAUAUAUAUUAUUUGCAAUGGUAUUAUGUUUUAAAUCUAAAUUCUUUCCAAGUUUAUGUCGGCAAAGCCGCGCCAGUGACAUAACGUGACUUGGUAACGUUACUCUAUUGUGAUUUAAAUCGGUAACACGACUUGGUAACGUAACCUAAAGUGACGUAUGGUAACGUCACUGAAUUCUGUGACCGAUAACGUACCCAUGUAACGCAACCUAAUGGUAACGCAACUUGGUAACGCGACGCCGUUGUGACGUCAUUGGUUUUGCAUACAUAACUUCCGUUGCUAUAUGGGGGGGGGGGGGGGGGGGGUAUCACUACUUUUGUGAUGUGCUAGUAGCAAAAGCAGAAAAAAAUAUGGAGUAACCGAACUCGUUUGGAAGAUAUGACAAGUGCAAUAUGCCACCUUUUCCUCCAUAUGGCAACGUCUUGAUCCUUUUGCUAGUUACAUGAACAAUCGCAAUUGAGUUUACGAGUUACAGGAACAAUCGCAAUGUCUCUCUAGUGAUUAUAUGCAAGAAAACAUAGUAUUUUAGCGAAUCAAAAACCAUUAACGUGCAUUGUGGUGAUGCAAAGAUAUCUUUCCCAUCUUUUGGGAAGCAUGCGCGAAAAAUGUAAAAUAUUAUAAGUUGUAGAAAUGAUUUUUCUCUUAUUUUCUGAUAUGAUAUGACAUGUAAAACGUAUAGAAGAACAAAAAUAUAUAAUGAAAAAGUAGGGUCACGCACCUUCUUAAAGAGAUACAAGGAUUAAAUAUGUAACAUGAUCUGUUUUAGUGUUAGUGAGCCCUAGCCAGAGUUCUGUCGUUUUUUAUGGUAUGUAUCCUGAAGCACGCCUAAUCAAUGCAGAGUAGACAUGCGCAGUAAAAGUGCGCAAUGCAAAACUGAUGAAUCACCUUAACUACGGUAGUUAACGCUAACUGCAGUUAAAUCUAAAAAUGCUGUAAAAUGCUGUAAAGUCCGUAAUGUAAACAAACGCUUUUUUACAGUUUGUACUCAGUGCUACAGUUGUAAAAUAUGAUUAGAUAUAUAUAUAUUUAUACUGAAUUUUUAACACUCUUCUGGUUCGCUAUGCUUGUAAAUGGAUACAGACUAGAGAUUCAAUUCAAGAAGGUUCGGAAGGUGCGAAAUAUUAAUAACAUUCCAAUGGUCGGGUCCCGACCAUUGGACUGUAGGCCUGCGCAGAACUUAUACGGAGAACGGACUUUACAGCAUCUUUAAGGUAAUGUUUGGCAACAUUUUUUGUAAAAAAAUUAAGGAAGUGGUUAUUUGUCGCGACCGGAAAUUAAUGUGCUAACCACUAUUUGUCCGGCGCAACUAUUUUCUUGGUUCUUGUCAGCAUGCUAAAAUAACAUCAAUAAAUGUAUGUAAAUGAACCAAUCAGAUGAAUCGACGGACAAAUAUAGCCAAAGCUCGUUGGUUUCCUUGACCAGACAAAUAACAACUUCGAAAAACUAAUCAUGAGCAGAUCCUGUGCUUUUUGAGAUUAAAUUUAACUUUUGUAGGGAGUGACGCGUAUGAAUUGAAAAGUCAUAUUCAGGAUAGACCAUCUCAACCAAGUUCUACGCCAGAAGCGAGUUUUACAACGUUUGGUAUAAAACAAAUUACAGGCAAGUAGACUGGAUAAUAAUUAAAUGAUUUGAAAUGUAGGCAAUAGGACAAGUACUAGUGUAAGACAUUAUGUAUGGGCUAUAAAUUUAUCACCUGUAGGUUUCGUUUAGUUAUAUUCAAAUUAAAGAAAGUACAUGCGUGCAUCUGACACAAUUAUAAGGGAAAUGGCAACAAAAAGUAUGUUUGCCUAAUUUGAAAGAAUGUUAAUUUAAGAUUAUUAACAAAUAUUAUUGAUUAAGUGGCUUCCAGACAUUUAAAUAAAUUUUAAACACUCAUUAUAAUAAGUCAUAAGCUUUUUGGCGAAUCAUGUCAACCAUAAUAUGUCACAUGAAGUGGCUUUAAUUUAUACCUGAUAAAACACACUAUAUUUUUGUUUUUGAGAUAUUUAAAACCACAACAUAUCCUAGCUUCCGUCACCGAUUUAAUUAAUUAAAUGUAGUCACAACCAGGGUAGACAUUUAAAAAUUAAAAAUAUUAUCAAUUAAAAAUUUAAAAUUGGCAAUAGUAAAAAAUAGGAUUAGCAUUGGAAUGGCCUGAGGAUUGCUCAAUAUACAAAAAUAAUGUUAGCCUGGUUGUGACGUCACGCAUAUCCGACGAUGGUUAUGGGUAUCCAAGAUGGCGGAAUGCAUAGCGUUUUUGUUUGAAAUGUAAUAUCUUUUAUGUCAAGAAUGAUGCAGAAAAUCUGUUAAAAGGUUUUGAAAUACAUUGAAUCCCUCUUCCAAACGGGAGAAACUUAAUUUUUAUUGUUAUUUCCCUGUAACAUUUAAAUAUAGGUGGGAAAAGUCGAAGUUUGUCAAGAGCGGCAACAUUGAGGCCUCGUUCGUGUGUUUUCCCAUCAAAUGAUAUUGAACUAGGUAGAUAUUUCGAUCAACCAUUAUAAAGACAUCAUAAAUGUAAUGUUAUUUUUUUAUAUGCUCAUAUCACUUUGAGGGUGCUUUACAGGUACAAUUUAUCACCAGUUCAACAUUCAACACAAAUUGGUUAAGCAAUUCUGGCCGUUUAAACAAUGUGAUUUAAAAAUAUAAUAAUUUAUUAUAUGAAUUGUACAAUUUCCCGCUUGAGUCGAUUUCAUGUUGACAAAACCAUUUUAUCUAUUGAAUAUAUUGUGUCAUGUUUCCCUGAUAAUGGCAUGAAAUACUUAUAGCUUUUGACAUUCCGGAUGGGUCAGAGGAUCAAGGUGGAGAACAGCCGCCACAAAGAAGGCGUACUUUAUCGUUGGAUGAAAUCCACAAGAUUCAGGCGAAUCGGAAUCACGAUUAUGAUCUUGGUACGUACAUUCAAAUUAAAUAAGCACAAGACAAACCACCAUCCGAAGAUCAGCAUCUUGAAACUCAAGAUAUGAGUAACAAGAAGACGAGAAUGAGUUUGUGAUAUUUCGAUCUAAUUUUAAAUUCAUCAUCAGACUAAAGUUAUAGGCCGUGGGCCGUUGGCCAAAAUUAUUUCGCUUCGUGGCAACCCCCUGGGGAAUAGAAUUUCUGUGGUUCAAUGCAUAGUACCAUAGAUGCUCAAUUACCACAAAAAGUUCCCAAGCAAAAAACUUGCCAAACACCGAGAAAAUGGGUGAUCAGUGAUUAUCCUCUAUUAAAUUGUAUUACAGCAAGAAAAUGUGAAAUUUUGUAUUCAAUUACAACAAAAAUGACAUGCUUCAUCGGAAAGCUUAGAAAAACCGCACAUAAGACUUUUAAACAGUUUUUUGAUCCUUCAAAUAGUCUCGGAGUUACUGGGUACCAGGUCAAAAACGCGUUUUUGACAGCGUAUAACUCGAAAACAAUUAGAGAUAUAAAAAAAACUGUUUAAAUAUCUUAUAUGUAGAUUUUGUAAGCUUUCUGAUGAUGCAAGUCAUUUUUGUUGUAAUUGAAUACAAAAUUUCACAUUUUCUUGCUGUAAUACAAUUUAAUACAGGAUAAUCACUGAUCACCAAUUUUCUCGGUGUUUGGCACGUUUUCUGCUUGGGAACUUUUUGUGGUGAUUGAGCAUCUAUGGUACUAUACAUUGAACCACAGAAAAUCUAUUCCCCAAGGGGUUGCCACGAAAUUGCUUUUCUAAGCUCUUUUUCGCACAACGGCCCACGGCCUAUUACAAUAUAUACGCGAUCUUUUACACAAAUUGGUAUGGCAUGACGUAAUUACAAAGCAAUUUACAGGCAGUAUAAUCCCGACAACAAAGGUGUGGAGUGAAAGUGUGAUGACAUGUGGGUGUAUUGCAAAAUGAUUAUGAAAAGAAACAACAAGGAACUUGUGCACUUUUGAAUCAUAAUCCUUUUGCAAUACACCCACAGACCAUCACACGUUUCACCCCACACCUUUGUUGUCGUGAUUAUACUGCCUGUAAAUUCCUUUGUAAUUACGUCAUGCAAUACCAUUUUGUAUAAAAUAUCGCGUAUAUAUUGUAACUUCAGUUAGUCUGAUGAUGAUUUUGAAAUAAAAUCGAAAUAUCAGAACUCAUUCUCGUCUUGUUUUGACUCAUAUCUUGAGUUUCAAGAUGCCAAUCUUUGGAUAGUGUUUUGUCUCAUACUUUUGAAAUUGUCGGAUGGAUGGAUAAGUAGAUGGUCGACGGACGGACGGAUGCCGAUAGAUAAAUUGUGUUGGCAUGCACGAGAUGUCAUCGAGUUUUGCCCUUGCAGUCAGGGUUGCUGAGGUUUAGCUGCAAAUGAUCUCCUCGUAAUCUGAUUUUAUUUGAAUUUAUUUUGUUUAGUAGUAACGGAACAGCGAUACGACAAAAAUAAAUCAACCACACAUUCUCCGAAACUUUCCUCUCAAAGCACGACUAAAUCAGGUAUACCAACAACUUAUACUAGUGUUAUAUUGUUCUUUAUUGAUUACGCGAGGUAAUCGUUAUAUUUUAAAGUUCUAAUAUUGUUUUUCAUUGUUCUCUUCCUCCUUUUCUGCGUUCGUUGUUGUCUUUUCUGUGUUGUGUUGUGUUGUGUUGUGUUAUGUUGUGUUGUGUUGUGUUGUGUUGUGUUGUGUUGUGUUGUGUUGUGUUGUUUGAGUCAAUUCUGCUAAGCAAUUUUGCAUCCACUGUAUAGAGUUGUGCUGGGCACCUCCUCUUAUGCUAACUAUCCAGGGGAUCUCUGUUCAUGUGACUGAAAACUGGCAUCCUUUGCAAUUCAGUCAAUAGCUCUCAUGUGCAAGUACUUAUUUACCGUACUUACUUGCUCACGUACUAUGUUAAUAUUAAGUAUACUUUUUAUAAUUUAUUCUUUACUUUACUUUUUCAGGUCAUGACAAAAAAUCCAAAUUUAAACCUUUUAAACUGUUUUUUAACAGGUAACUAAAUAUUAGGUUGAAAUAUUAAAGUUUAACUGAGUUUGUUAUAUAAACACAGACCGUAUAAAGGGAAUGCAUUCUACACAAAUUCGUCUGAAAGUAUUUGUAAAGCGAGAAUGACAGUUGAUGAAAGUUGCAACUCUUGCUCGCGUUUGACUCCCAACUGUCAUCGAAUGUCACCAAUAUUUUCAAAUUUUGAUGAGAGUUGCAGAUGAGUAAUAUCCAGUCAACUCUCAUUAACUCCCAUGCAACUCUUGUUCUCGUUCGGCUGAGAAAAAGGGUAUAAGUAUUCAUUUCAUUAAAAGUAUUUUCCAGUUUGAAAUACUUGUAAAUGUUAGAACAGCCUAUAUAGGAUCCUUGGUGGUUUGGAAAGAGAGGAUGAGGAGUUGCUGCACCUUUAUUAAUUAGCAUAUACUCGGGAGGUGGAUAGUGCUUUUCAAGCAAUUUGAUUGGUUGCUCAGCUCCGGAUAUGCUUGCACUAUUCACCUCCGGACAAAAACAAAAUAGCGUAUUGUUUCGUUCUGGUUUAUACCAGCAGGGACCGGUUGUAUAAAAACGUCGUUAAUUUUAACUAUGAUUAGCGUUAAUCACUGUAGUUAACUAAUCAUUAACUAUGAUUAGUUAACUACACGACUUAAUUGCGUUGCACAAAACUUAGUUUGUCGGAUGAUUAACUAAUCACGUAGUUAACUUGCGUGGACCGGGCGUUUCUAAAUACAAAAUUACAUAAAGUAAGCAGCGAUUAACGACCGCUGACGAGCAUUUUUAACAUGAUUGUGGACUCGCGUUUUGCAAAUAGGCGGAAAUUUUAUUGAAAACAGUGAAAAAUAUACUAGAAAACAAGGAAAAAAUCAACGAAGAAGGCCAUUUUUACUUGAGAUGUCUACGUUAAACCAAAGUGUAACUGUUUGGCAAUUAUAUAUCAUGUUUCUUCAUGUAAUGGGCCCUACGUCGUCUUCGAGAAAUCUUCCCGUGCAAAAAUAUAUUUUGUUUUCGCCGAAAAACCAAAGUGAUAGCGUUUGAAAGGUUUAUAUUGGCAGAAAACAUACACAGGGAAAAUAGCGAUUGAAAAUCCCAGGUAAGCAUUACUUUUCAUUGUUGUUUUACUGAAAAAUGUUGUUCCCUCCUAUACAAGCGCCAUUUUUAACUACGUUUUGAGAAGUUAACGAUACCCUAAAGCAUCGUUAACUUUAACUACGUUUUAAUCUACCAUACGACAUCCUCCGGUACAUCCGAGAACUGGGAUCUAUAUAACCAUAUUCAAAGUAAUUUAGACGCAUUCCUUAGAAAUCACCCCGAUGCGCUGGUGUUAGUCACAGGUGAUUUUAACCCUACUAGCACUGGUUUCGAUGUUAACCGUGUUAAGAGGCUAACAGGUCUCUCGCAAAUAAUACGCGUGACCACCAGAGAUAACUCCGUCCUAGAUUGGUGUUUAACUAAUAUGAAAAAAACUAUUUUUGAACCACUUAAAUUGCCUCCUAUUGGCCGUAGUGACCAUAAUACCAUUCUUAUCAAAUCCUAUUUAAAUAAACCACUCAAUCAAGUGAAUAGUUCAGUGCUGAAAAGAGAUCUCAGGAACAGUAAUCUAAGACUGUUCGGUCAGUGGAUUUCCGCCUACGACUGGACCUAUGUCUUAUCCAUUCCCGAUUGCGAAGGAAAAUAUGCUAAAUUUGAUGAAUUAAUUAGCUCUGCAGUUAAUUACUUUUUCCCAAUUAAGAAAACCAAAAUCAGCAAGUCUGACAAGCAGUGGAUGACCCCUUCCUUGAAAGUUGCAAUAUCCAAACGUCAGAAGGCCUUUUGCAAAUACGGGAAGGCGUCGAAAGCCUAUAAAUUCUUGCGCAAGAAAGUCCAACAUGAUGUCAAAACUGCGCGUAGUAAGUAUUACUCGAAAUCAGUGGAAAAACUUAAAGAAGGUAAUCCAUCUAAGUGGUGGAGAGAAGUUAAGAGUUUAAGCGGUUUGACAUCUAGUGUCACAUGGUUCCACCAGUUAUAUUAACUGAUGAUAACCCUACCGCAACCCAUUUGGCCGAGUCGUUUAACGAGUUCUUGGUUAAUCUCACAUCUCAUUUUUCCCCACUUACACGUGAUACCAGUUCCAUCCAACUCGACAUACCCCAUCAGUUUCUUGUCAAUCCCGGCAUUGUCUCCGCAACCCAUCGACAAAUUAAGAUAAAUAAAUCCACGGGUCCGGACAGUAUUCCCAAUAAGCUGCUUAAAAUGUUCGCUACCGAAUUUGCUCCAGUUCUGACAUAUAUAACUCAUCCAUGCAACAAGGAAUUUUUCCUCAAUAACUAAAACGUGCUGUCGUUAUUCCAAUUCCGAAUGUGUCGCCUCCAUCAUCCCUUGAGAACGACCUAAGGCCCAUCUCACUGACAUCUCAAGUGUCAAAAGUCAUGGAAGGGUUUACUUUAAAAUCUCUGUUAUUGCAAGUUGCUGACAAAAUGGAUUCAAUGCAGUUUUCCCUCCCAAGCAAAUCUACAACCCAUGCCUUGGUUUAUCUGUUACAUUCCAUUCUUGCAGCUCUCGAGUCAGGUCAAUGCUUUGUUAGAAUAUUCUUCAGAUACUUUAGAAAAGGCUUUGAUCUGGUCGACCACAGCAUUAUAAUCGACGAACUAAAAACGACUUGAUGUCCACCGUUCCACCAUCGUUCGUAGGAUUUAUGAUUUCCUUACGGAUCGCGAACAAUGCGUAAAAUUUGAUGAUUACUAUUCUUCAUGGAAGAAAACUAAUGGUGGCCUACCUCAAGUUACCAAACUUGGACCUCUUCUGUUUGCAAUUCUUGUCAACCAGCUAUUAAACAAUUGGCACGGUUGUAUUAAAUUUGUUGAUGAUUCAACGGCCUUUGAAAUCAUUCCGCGGGGUUCCCCUAGUUUACUACCCAUAGUGAUAAAUGAAAUCUCCCAGUUUGCUUCAAAAAGAGGAAUGGAGCUCAAUCCCAAGAAAUGUAAGGAAAUGAUCAUUACUUUCUUGAAAUACAACCACACUUGUUUUAGUCCUAUUUACAUCUCAGGAGUUUCCGUCGAAUUAGUAUCCUCAUUUAAACUACUUGGUGUCCACUUGUCUAACGAUCUUAGGUGGAAUUCACAUGCCGAUUAUAUAAUGAAAAAGGCAAAUUCACGAUCAUAUUCCCUCCGCAAGUUACGUAAAGCUGAUCUGAAGCAAUCUGAUUUGGCAACAGUUUAUUGCUCCUUUAUACGUUCACUUUUGGAAUACGCGACACCGUCGUGGGCUACGUUGUCAUCCACGUUGUCGAAUGAAAUUGAGUCCAUUCAACGUCGUGCUCUUAAAAUCAUCUAUCCUGACUUGUCAUAUGCCGAUGCGCUGGAUACUACCGGAUUUGAUACAUUAAUUGAUCGCAGAGGCGAUGCCUGCAAGUCGUUCGUUCAGAAAUUAAAGGAUCACAAGUCAACCUUCCGCAACCCGCUGGUAAAUAUUCUUAAAGAAACACCGUACGAACCCGUCCAUAACUAUUGCCUGCGAAACAGCAAUCCUCCUGCACCGCUUAUAUUUACUGAACGGUUUCGCAACUUUGUUACAAUUAAGUAUAAUUCGUAA
This is a messenger RNA of Paramuricea clavata, 17468 nucleotides long. Lineage: Eukaryota; Metazoa; Cnidaria; Anthozoa; Malacalcyonacea; Plexauridae. The record is from the annotation of a GenBank genome assembly.